This is a messenger RNA of Bipolaris maydis ATCC 48331, 447 nucleotides long. RefSeq lists its product as uncharacterized. Lineage: Eukaryota; Fungi; Ascomycota; Dothideomycetes; Pleosporales; Pleosporaceae. The record is from RefSeq and is a predicted model, not a curated record.
AUGUCACUACUGUUUCUGUUUGGCUGCAGCGGUGGUAUUUCGGAAGGUGACGAUUCGCUGUGGGACACUGUGUGUAUGUGUGUGGCUGCCCAAGACAACUGUUUGGGCUUUUGGCUCAGGAUUGAGGCGCAAAGAACAAGGAACGCAUGUUGUAGACACGGCCGCCUUGUUGCCAAAAAAGUUUGUGUAUACCGGUGGCGGUGCUUGUACAACCUGUUUGCGUUUCUCAGUGUCCACGUGGAUUGUCUUAGCUCCGGUACUUUUGGAUGGCGCUGUUUAGAAGAUGAAUGCACUAGAGACGGCGAUGGUGCGAAGCAAAAGGUAUUGGAAUCUUCCUUGGCUAGCGCGAGUGAUGCUUUGGGAACGAGGCGUGCGCAAUGUGCCGUGACUGCCAGUUGCUCGGAACGCAUUGGGUUACAUGCAAACGACAGAGAUCUGGCGAUCUGA